CCGUUGCAGUGUGCAAUGGAACAGUCCAACGAGAAGCAGCCGGCGGAGGAGCAGGAAGAUCAACAGAGGCAGAAAGUCAUAGAAGAAGUACCAGAUCAAAUGGAGCUUCAAGAGGAACUUAUAGAACAAAUUCUGGAAGUUGAACAGAGGGUGCUGGUACCAGAAAUCGAUGAAGAACCAACAGAGGAGAAUGUCUUAAAGAAAGUAGAAGAAAUCAUAGGUGAUCCAGAGAAGGAAGAUCAGGAUUCAGGGUUGGAUAAGAAGGAAAGUGAAGGGGAAACUGCUGAAGUGCAGCAAUUUGAAAAAGACGAUCGGAAAAUUCAAGAAAAUCUAGACGACGAGACUGUGGCUGAGGAGGAUAUCGUAAAAGAGGAGUCAGAGAUCCUAGAAAAUAUUUCUAAAUUGGCAGAUCAGCCUGAAGAACAUUCCAAAGAUAAACUGAAAGAGAAAACGCAGGAAGAGGAACAAUUGCCAUCAAAUCUGGACGAGGAGGCAACGUUAGAUGUUCCACAGAAUGAUGACUUCUCAAAAGUGAACGAAAAUCUAACAGAAACCUCAGAAAACAAGGAGCAGCUCACAGAGAAUCUUGAAGAUCUAGAAGCGGAAUCUAUAGAUGCAGAUUUAGUAGGCGAUCAGCAAGAUUGCGCCACAGUCACAUUUUCAGACCCAAAUGCGGAAACUCAAAAUGAACUGAGUCAGGAGGAGAAUAAGGAAAACCCUGACAGGAUAGAGCAACAACGCGAUAAUUCAGAAGAACAAGAAGAGGACGCAUCAAAACCAGAAGAGGAUCUACCCAACGAGCAGGUAACACAGUUCCUCCGCAAUCUUGUCAGUCAACUGUGGCCGGAACUAGGAGCCAAUCCUGAGCUUCGUCUAAAACGAGCCAGUGCCAAGGGUGACAAUUAUUUGGGUGUGGUUUGGCGUCUUCAAGUGGCUUCCGAAUCGAAUCGCAGCCUGGUGGUUAAGUUACCGCCUCAAAAUCGCGUGCGUCGCAAGCAAUUCUUUGCACGUCCAUGCUUCCUCCGGGAAACGGUAGCAUACGAGGUGUUCCUGCCUUUGGUCAACAUGAUACAGGGGAAAUGGCAGAUCGCCGAAGAGGAUCGUUUUCGACAGCAUGCCCUUUGUCAUGGAACACGCCAGGAUGAGCCCAACGAGUGUAUUGUGCUGGAGGAUCUUUCCUGUGCUGGGUUCACCCUGCACGAUCGUUUCCAGGAGUUAUCCGUCGAUCAUGUGCGUCGGGUAAUAUGCACCUAUGCCAAGUUACAUGCUACAUCUCUGGCUGCAAAGCAUCAACUUCCUGAGAGAAUGGAGAAACUACAGCAGCUGGUGGACAUUUUCGAGCAACGACGCGAGGAUCAUGCAUUGGGUGUUUACUUUGAAAAUCUCAAAGGUAGUGCCCUUUCGUCACUGCUGUCACCAGAAGAUGAUCCCUACAGAGUUCGUCUGGAGGCGUAUUUCGCCAAAGGAACAUACUUUGAGCUGCUGCUGCCUUUGGUCAGCGGAUCCAAUUGUGAACCCUUCGCUGUCAUCUGUCACGGCGAUUGCUGGAAUAAUAACAUCCUUUACAAGAUCGGGGACCAAGGAGAGUUAGAGGACGUUCGCUUGAUCGAUUGGCAACUAAUGCGAUAUGCAUCUCCAGUCACCGAUUUGGCCUAUUUCCUCUUUACAUGCACCUCGAGAGAAUUCAGACAGCAGCAUCUUAAAAAUAUGCUAGAGGAUUACUAUGAAGAAUUGGGACUGCAGCUUAACAGAUUGAACGAGAAGUUGGAGGAACUAUUUCCUCGACCAGCAUUCGAUGUGCAAGUGGCCACUAAAGCCGCUGUGGGCUUGCUUCUUGCCAUGAUGGUUCUACCAAUUGUGACAAUGCAGGGUUCGGAUGUGCCCGAUCUUCAAGCCAUUAGCGAGCGAAUUGAAGCUGGAGCCACCACGGAUCUUCAAGGUGCUGGAUUCUUAGGUGCAGGCAAUGAAGCGACUUUCAAACAACGAAUGCGAGAGGUGAUCCUCGACUGUGUAGACUUUGACUACAUCUAGAGAAAAGCAGGAAAGCUCACCUUUUGCCGUGCCACUUGCAUCGGAUUCAGGCGGAGUUUCUUGGCACUGGUCCCAAAGCGUAGAGUGGACAAAGUUUCGGUGAGAUCACAUCGAUGGGGACUGAUGCAGGCGAGGAAGGUUAGAUAUGACUGCGCGGUGAGCGAUUCUGAAAAGAAUGAAGGAAGGAAGUUUAAGUAUCUAAGCCAACCCAAUUAUAACAAUAUUUAUCAUUAAAUACAUUGCAACUUUGAAAUAAGAUGCUUAAAAGCAAA
This is a messenger RNA of Drosophila eugracilis, 2303 nucleotides long. RefSeq lists its product as uncharacterized. NCBI's taxonomy places the organism in Eukaryota, Metazoa, Arthropoda, Insecta, Diptera, Drosophilidae. The transcript is spliced from 2 exons. The coding region runs from base 16 to 2031 and encodes 671 amino acids. The record is from RefSeq and is a predicted model, not a curated record.